Molecule: messenger RNA, 1628 nt
Organism: Drosophila miranda
Lineage: Eukaryota; Metazoa; Arthropoda; Insecta; Diptera; Drosophilidae
Product: transmembrane protein 164-like
Exons: 5
Coding region: 308-1357 (349 amino acids)
Source: RefSeq, a predicted model, not a curated record
UCGCCCACGUACGGCGUUAUAUUUCCACUCUCCGCGCAUCUUCUCGUAAAACAACUGCAUCGUAAAUGCAGAAAAUUAUGUGAAUGCAGAUUUUACGGAAGAAUACGACAAGGAGAAUUAAGCGAUAAUGGAAAAUUGUGGAUAGUAGUGUUCAAAGUUCGUUUGUUCGGUCAUUAUUUGUGGGUUCGAGGCGAGCUUUGCUUAAGACCACGUGGCAACCCCAAAACAGCCCACAGCGUGCUGAAUAGAACCGGAAAUCAAAACCAGAAGUCAGCCGGAUACCGAGAAAAGACCAAAAAUACCAGCAAUGGAGUGGGACUGGAGUUGGGCAGUGGGAGGCGUUACCGCCGAAGUUCCAAGGACGACGGGGCCUGAGUGCAUUAACUAUAUGACCGAUCGGAGACGCUGGAUCGAAACGGUGUUACUGUCGGCGCUCUUCAUCUUCAUUAUACACCGGUCGUGGAAACGUCUGGCUCCCAUUAAACUGCCGCCGAUCCAUGAGAUUGAAAAGUCACACAGUCCCACGCGGUUGUUCCUUCUUAUCGCAAUGUCUAUGGUCUUUGGCAUUGAAAUGGGCUUUAAACUGUCCGGGCAGUCGAUGAUCUUCGCCUUGAACCCAUGCCACGUGCAGACGUGUCUGCAGAUCUAUCUUCUGGCCGCCAAGCCUACAAAGACAAAUACGGCAAUGUUUCGGAUACAAAUGAGCAAUCUGAACGGCCCCUUUCUAGCGUAUCUCUUCCCCGAGGUGGAAGGGCGCACGUAUCCCUUCGAGCAAUCCACGUACUGGAUACAGCAUGCGCUGCUUUACAUUAUACCCAUUUACCUUAUACGAAGCGGCUCGUACACCGUUGAGGAACUUGGUGAUUUCCAUUGGACAAAAAUUGGAACAGCUUUCAUGCUGUUUUAUCAUUUCAUUUUCCUCUCUCCACUCUCCAUAUUUACUGGCAUCAACCUGGAUCAUAUGCUGUGCGCAGCCGUGUCUGAUCCGUUUCAGGGGCCCAACUACAGACUUUUUGCUUGUUGCCAUCAGGCGUUGCUCUGCCCGCUGCUCACCAAGGGAACCGUAUUACUUUUCGGCCGCCAGAUUAACUCCUCUAGUGAUAUAAAUGGAGUGGGCGUGAGGAACGUGGGUUGUGAGACUUUGCCCGCUGCGGGGACGGAGGCUGCCAUGUGUCAUCAGCGUAAGCAACAGGACUACGCCACAUCAGAGGAUGCCACAGAGACCUUAAUGCGGCAUCGGUACAAUGUUCAGGCAGCGGCCGCAGCAUCGGGUGGAAUUCAUUCGCAUGAUGCGGACGAAAUGGCGUCCAUAUACGACGCUGCGGAAUAUAGGAUGCCCACGACCAGGAUCGACUAGUACAGAGCGAAGGACAGGGCCUUGCAAUGAUUAUGCUAUAUUGUGUGCCCACUAUGCAUGUCAAUUCUUGAAUUACUUGAUUAACUUUCAGUCCGGUCCACGUUUUGUAAUUAGCCCCCCUUAGCCCACUAUAUAGAGAUAUCGAGGAUUUCAUCUGGGAACUGAAAGGUGUACAUAACUUUGGCGCGCAGCUCUACUGUCCAGUCGACAGUCUUUCCUUUUCGUGGAGUGUUCAACCCUUAUUUCAGGCACAAUAAAAUGAACGGAUUAC